Lodderomyces orthopsilosis Co 90-125 is the source of this 933-nucleotide messenger RNA. RefSeq lists its product as uncharacterized. The record is from RefSeq and is a predicted model, not a curated record. Lineage: Eukaryota; Fungi; Ascomycota; Pichiomycetes; Serinales; Debaryomycetaceae. Bases 1 to 933 code for a protein of 310 amino acids. Gene Ontology annotation, molecular function: oxidoreductase activity. The transcript has a single exon.
AUGUCCAAUCUGUACAAUCUCAACAAAUAUUCAACCGUAAGGUUGAACAAUGGACAGCACAUUCCUAUCGCAGGAUUUGGAACUUAUUUGAUCCCCGCAGAGAAAGCAGCCACACUUGUAUAUGACGCUUUGGCCGCCGGCUACAGACACAUUGAUACUGCCAUUGCUUACAAGAAUCAACGUCAAGUUGCACAAGGUAUCUCAAAGUUUCUCCAAGAUAAUCCCAAAGUUCAGAGGAAAGACAUUUGGUUUACCACCAAAAUUGCAAACCAAAAUCAAGGAUAUGAGGAAACUCAAAAGGCUGUGCAACAAAUUAGUGAUGAGACCAAAAAAUUCAUUGAUUAUGUCGACUUGAUUUUGAUUCAUUCCCCAAAGACUUCAGCCAAAGAACGUUUGGGUACUUACAAGGCAUUACAGGAGUAUGUGCUUGACCCAAAUAAUAGAACAUUAAAUGUGAGAUCAAUUGGAGUUUCAAACUAUGGUGUUGAACAUUUAGAAGAGUUGUUUCAUUGGGAGGGCUUACAAGUUAAGCCAGUGAUUAACCAACUCGAAUUGCACCCUUGGUUGCCCCGAGUUGAACUUAGAAAGUAUUUGGAGGAGCACGAUGUUUUGGUUGAGGCAUAUUCGCCACUUACCCAAGGAUACAAGUUAGACGAUCCCGAAUUGUUAGAGCUCAGCAAAAAGUACAACUUAGGUCCAGCAGAAAUUUUGUUAAAAUGGUCAUAUUUGCAGGGAUUCAUUGUUUUGGUAAAAACAGAGAACCCCAAAAGGAUCAAACAGAACUUGAAUGUUUUGCCUGACCUGGGAGAACGUGUUGAUGGUGAAGGAAAGCUUGGUUUGAACUCGGAAAUCUUAGAAGCAUUGAACAAGCCAGAAUCAAAAGUUGUUCUCACUUGGGGCGGAGUUGAUCCUACUUUAUAUAAGGAUCGGUAA